AUGCGUUCUCACUAUGCUUCCUCAGGGCUGCUCUCCAUUCCCCUUCUACUAGCUCUUCUGCUUUUGAAAAGGAAACAAGAAAAGAAGCAGAUCAUACCAGGAAGGCAAACAAGCAAAAAUCAGGAAAGUGACCCAGAAAAGGAGUCUCGGGAAGAAAAAUCUAAAGCUGAAGAUCGGUCAAUUAAUUCAAUGUCGGGAGAGGAUGGGAACAAAAAACAUAAAGCAUCAACAAGAGCAGGGGUUCAUCAGGUAAAUGAAAUUGCUCACAAGGAUCUGGCUGAAUUAACUCAUUACAAUCAAGAGAUAUCAAAUACAAAUGCAUCAACGUCUCAGUUUUUGACUGAGGAAUGGGAGAGUGAAAAAGACAAGAUGGUCACAAGAAAAGAGCAAAAAUUAAGGUGCAAUGCCAGUCCUUGCCAGGAAACUUGUGAUCCAUCCUCAACAGUCUUUGAAAGUCAAUCUGCUGGAGUACUUGAUUAUGGAACAGUGAACAAUUCAAAAGCGUUGGCCCAGAACCAGGAAGGGUUCCAUGUAACAAAAUGGGAUAGGAAUGGGAAUGACAAACCUGUAGGAACCAUUGUACCAUUGUCCAAAGUGGCAACUGAUGAUAACAUCAAUUGCACAAAUGUGACUCCUUCUGCGAAGCAAGCUCUAACUAUGACAGUGAAGAAUGGUAGGCACGAUACAGAGAGAAAUUCAAUGGCAAGAGCAAAGGUGAGUAAAGAAGAUGCUGGUGAGAUGUGCGAUUCAAUCAGUGCAGUGAGCAGUGUGGCUGAAAGGCAAUACGGCAGGGAAAGUGAAAAGCCUGAGGAAGAUGGAAGUCAAGAAAAUAUCUCACAAGUCAAAAGAGGAUUUGUGGGCGGCCGAGGAAAGGAUUUGAGACAAAAGAAUGAUGAGAAUAGAGUGAAAAAAGGCCAAUUGAACCCUCAGGCUGUGACACUUCCUGGCUCAAAAUGUGAUGCAGCCACAGCAAACAGUGAAGCAGCAGAUGAUACAGGCUCGCCAACCAGGGAUAAUCUUCCCUGGAGCAGUGAGUAUGGAUAUGUUAAUCUUCUGCAUGAAAUUGUGGAAAAUCAAGGACGCCGCACCAGAGAGCGAUGGAAACAAAUGCUACUGUCUGCUGCUGCUCAGCACUGUCCCAGCUUCUGCACCUGUGCUGAAGGUGUGGCCAAUUGUAAGUCUCUGCCUUCAUUGCAACCAGUGCUUACAGAUUUACCAAAGUCUAUGCAAACGAUCUUGCUUCAGGGGCAAGGAUUGUCACAAGUUGCAAGGAUUGGACCAAGAGCUUUGCAGAACUUCUCCAACCUGCACUACAUGUCCAUCACUGAGUUCAGGCUCUCACUUUCCAGCCAGGCCUUCUAUGGGUCAGUGGGCGGACAGAGCAGCCUGCAGCUGCUGGAACUCACCGGAAACAAUCUCUCCAGUUGCAACGUGGAAAGCUCGGCCUUCAUGGGCCUGUCAAACCUGACCACACUCAACCUGUUCCAAAAUGAUCUGGAUGUGCUGAAGGCACCCUGGUUUUCAGACCUGGCCUCGCUUCACACAUUAAAUGUGCAAUCCAAUAAGAUCUCCUAUCUCCCGCCACGCAUAUUUGCAACGCUGAGGCUGCUGAAAAUACUUAAUGCAUCCAGGAACCUCAUCCAAUACAUAUCCACAGACACAUUCUGCGGCCUGGGAGCCCUCUAUGAGCUAGAUUUGUCUAACAACAAGCUUGUUUUCAUUGCCAGCGAUGCCUUUGAACCCUUUCACAGUCUGACGAAGCUGAAUCUGUAUGGCAACCAGCUUAUGACAUUGGCUGCUGUCCCCGAGUCUGUGCAGAAAAUGCAGUUGCAUGGCAAUCCCUGGGAGUGCAGCUGCCAGUUGACAAUGUUGCUGGAAUCACGGCGAGAGGCUGUGGAGGAUGCAGGUAGUCUCGUGUGUGGGAACCCAUCGCCACUGAAAGGAAAACUCAUCCUGGAUCUGCAUUCCACUGAAUGCUCAACCACAACCCCAGUGCCAACAACUACCGCCUCACACAUCACUCCUGCCCUAGGUGCUCAAGCUGUGGUUUAUGGAUUCAUUGCUGUGGCAUUGUUUCUUUUAUUACACAAUAAUCCAGGAUUCUGUGAUCUUUGCAUCCUAGGGGGAUGUUUACUGGUCGGAGUUAUCUGGCUGGUUAUCUGGCUGGGGAGGAGAUCGCAAAACCUGAAGAGUCGCAAGACGGACGUCAACGAGGCAAAGGGAAAAUUACAAACAAAAAGAUCAAGUGAAGCACCAAUGGAAUUGGAUGCCAGCGACCUGAUUGCAAAUCUCUCUGUGAUUGCUUCACAUCAGAUGAUCAAUGAGACAGAAAACGUUAAGGGUAACCAAGUGGAGCAAAGGGGAGAACCUUUAAAGAUCCCCACAAAAUCAUGGAUGGUCAUGGAAAGAGAGACCAGGGAAAACAAUGCAGAGAAGAACAAGGGACUACGACCCUGUAAAACGUUACCCAGUUUACUUCAAGCAGCUAAUGUUGUACACAUACAGAAUGAAAGGACAGUCAUUGUUAGCAGUGCGAUCAUGAAUGAAGGAAAAGGAAGAAGCUGGGGAAAUACUGAAAGAGAGAAAAUGCCCAUCCACUCAACCACCAGCAAUUCACUUCACAACCUGAAGUUAACAAAGAAAGGCCAAUGCAAACUUCAAGAAAAAAUGCAGGAAGAUACUCCAUGCAAACCUAUCCUGUCAAAGGAAGAGAAAACUGCCUUGCAAAUGUCCAAGUCCUCUAAUGAACAUAAAGUAAAUGAUACCCCACAACUUGAGAUGGAAGGUAGAGUUAGGGUUGAACUACCUGAGUAUCAGCAGACAUUACCCCAAAGCCAUCAGCGUGAAGAACCAAUAUUGAAUACCUCUCAAAAGCACAACUUGCAGCAAGGCAGUAAGCAUCACAGUGAAAGCUCUCAAUUUACAAAAAGAUCCAAGUUAGUACCUGACUCCGAGUUCAAUGUCUCUGAUGCAGUAAAAGUGGAAAACAACAUAUCAUUUAUAACCGGAACGGACGUGACACCCGCCCCCAUUUUAAUAUUUGCUCACGAUGAACACAAGCUAAAUGAAAUAGAGAUGCCUAUCGGCAAAGAGUCUGAUGGAAACACACUGGGGUUAAAUAGCACCCUCCCUAAAGCGCCCAUUUCAUUAGUGGGUAGUUUUGCUGGACCUAACAAUGGUGUAACCUUAACAAUCAACACAAUUACUGAGGAUAAAGUGAGCCAAGCUGGGUCAGCAACUGCAUCAUUUAGCUGGCCUUACGCGUGGAGUGUGCAGAGUCAAGAGAAUUGGAAACAAAGUACCACAACACUUGAUUCAGCUCCAGUUUCAGAACAGCCUGGGACAAACCUCUCACAGAAGUUCUCUUCGAAGACUGGUGCCCUCAUGCAAUCAAGUACCAGGAUAAUAGACCAAGGAACUAAUCUGGAUGUGGAGGAAUGGACCAAGAGAUCUGAGCCACGUUUCCAAAAUACUUUUGUCAGAACUAAAGCCUCAACAAAUAUGAAAUUGGGCUUGGAGCCACAGGGCCACAUCCAAUGCCCAACACAUUCAGAGAAAUUAUUGUAUAGGAAUGCAGAAGAAAGGAGAGACUCCAAUCUACACAAAAGGCAUUUUGGUAAUACAAACUAUUCCAAAAAAAUGUACAAAUCAGUUUUUAAAUUAAUGGAUGAGGUGCAGUUUCCAGCUGCAGAAAAGAAAAUGCAGAAUAAUGCAUCACAAAACUCGCCAAUUCUCAGUGACGGGGAGAGCAGGGAUAAGCUUAAACUGCAAAAUAUUUUGAUUCCACUCUCGGUCAAAAAUAAUAAUCUGCAGCAAUUUGAAUCUUCUGAUCCUGCACUCAAAUCGACACACUUUAGUCCAUUUUACAGUCGGUGGUUCUAUAAGGGAGAGUUUAGAACAGGGUUCGGGAAAUGGAAUCUAACUGUACCUGAAGGAGUCGACUUGAAUAAGGUGGCAAAUGUUCACUUUGAAAAGAGGCGUGGAAGUCCAAUUCCUGAUCAGACACAAACCCAGGAUGAGGGAGUUACUGUGGUCAAAACCAGGAAGGACAUCCAUUUACCCAAGCACUUUGUUAAGCUUAACCCACCCACCCGUCGAGAGCGUUUAGCCGAUGACGAGCUCACAGUUAUUGACGUGUUUCAUAAUCUGAGGAAAACAUUGGAUUUUGAUUAAAAGUCACGUUAAUUUUCUUCAGUCAGCCAUCAACGUAAUUUGGUCAAAUUAUUUACAAGUUUUAUAAAUGUUAUUGCUUGAUUAUGAACUUAAAGACUAAAUGCACUCUUCCCUGUGCAAUGAGACCUACCCAAAGUUUGUAUCUGUACAAACAUGUAAUCAACUAAGCAAUUUCACAAAUGUAUCAAAUAACAGCUGACAUUCUCGCAGAAUUAUAUUUUCAUCCUCCAUCACCAACAAUUGGACAAAGCUGCUGAAGAUGGUUACACACUAAUGUACAGUUGUAUAAUUCCUCCAUAACAACUUCAGACCUGUGGUAAAUUAAAUGGCCAAGGAAUACACCUGCCAAUGACAUUACUUGUACAGCCUCAGCUGUGGACUCUGUGAGAAACACCAAGUGGUUGAACCACUGGAUGUAGCAAAAGCACAGAAAGUACAUUGGAUGUGAAAUUCCAACAUCAAUAACAACAAUAGCAUGGUGGGGUUGGUGGACUGACUCUGGACAUUUUUAGACUGGGCUGUGGCAGAUGGUGAGAGAACCAACAUGGGGAGAUCCACUCAACUUCAUUCUCACUCAUCUAUCACUGACACAUUUGUCCCUGAGAGGUGCAGCGGCUGUGAGAUAACAUCCACCUUCCUUAUGACUUUCACAGUAUUCUGGAGCCUUACAAAACUGUAAAACAGAAUAUAUUAAUAAUACAGCUUGCAACUCAAGACUGGCCAUUUGUGAUGUUAUCGUCAGAAAUAGCAGUCCAGCACAGUCCCCUGUCGUGGCGUAUUUCUAACAUUGUCAUCAAGGUGCGUGCCAACCCUGGUCUACAAAGUGUAGACGAGGAAAAUGUGGUCUGAACCAUAUGUUCUGAUCAAUGAGGUGCCAAUCGCAUGAUGAUAUUACAAGACAGCAAAAGUAGCAGGCUUUAAGCAGAGCAAAUGAUUCCAUAAUCCAAUGCAUUACAUAAAAAAAUUGCAUUCCUGACAUAUCCAGUAAUGGAUGCGGCAUUUUAAACGAGUUGCAAGGGAAGGUUCAUUGAAUAUCCCCAUCUCACUGAAGCUGGAGAGUGAAAGUCUUGCUGAAGAAGCAAAUCAGUGUGAAAAACUGACAAAACAUAUCCAAUGGAGCCAAUAUCAUCAGUUUAUUCCAAAUCCUCAGCUAAAUGCUGGAAGGUGUCAUCCCUUGCAAAAGAAAGCAGCACUUACUUACAAUCACCAACAGGUUAUGAAUCACUGAUUCUCGUUUCUCUCAAGACCAUUCAAUUCCAGAGCUUGUUAUAGCUUUGUGUAAGAAGAAACUGCAGAUGCUGGUUUAAACCAAAGAUAGACACAAAAAUGGGUGGGACAGAAACGUCACCCAUACCUUCUCUCCAAAGAUGCUGCCUGUCCCGCUGAGUUACUCCAGCUUUUGUGUCAACUUGUUAUAGCUUUGGUGCGACCAGUUUAACUAAACCGUUCAAACGCUUGACCGUGUGGUUUCAAGGAUCCCUGCGACAACUGAAGCAAAAGAAUCAGAAGCAAAAUACUCUCCUCCAGCUGGAGUCACAUCUAACACAAAAACAUGUACCUGUUUGUAGUUGAAGCCUAUCAUUUUAGCCCCAGUUCGUCAGGGCACGAUCCAACUAUCAUCAGCUGUCUGAAUGAAGCAUCACCCGACAUUGCAUUGAUUAAAUGGCAGUGGACUCGAUGGGCCGAAUGGCCU
Messenger RNA from Leucoraja erinaceus (little skate), 5866 nucleotides. RefSeq lists its product as uncharacterized. The transcript has 5 exons. The record is from RefSeq and is a predicted model, not a curated record. Gene Ontology annotation, molecular function: protein binding. Bases 1 to 4173 code for a protein of 1390 amino acids. NCBI's taxonomy places the organism in Eukaryota, Metazoa, Chordata, Chondrichthyes, Rajiformes, Rajidae.